Nematocida homosporus is the source of this 1263-nucleotide messenger RNA. RefSeq names its product pyruvate kinase. Gene Ontology annotation, molecular function: magnesium ion binding; pyruvate kinase activity; potassium ion binding. The record is from RefSeq and is a predicted model, not a curated record. NCBI's taxonomy places the organism in Eukaryota, Fungi, Microsporidia. Gene Ontology annotation, cellular component: cytoplasm. The coding region runs from base 1 to 1263 and encodes 420 amino acids. The transcript has a single exon. Gene Ontology annotation, biological process: glycolytic process.
AUGGCUUGUUUAAAGGCGACUCCUACUAAGAUUAUCUGUACUUUAGGACCUAAAAGUGAUAGUGAAGAAACUAUUAAGGAGCUAGUUACUCAGGGGAUGGAUAUUGCGCGUGUAAACUUUAGUCAUGGUGAUUUGGACUAUCAUCAGCGUAUUUUUGCUAUCUUAAAUCGAAUUCGGAAUGACCCGCAGUAUGCUACUCUAGCCGUAGCCGUUGAUACAAAAGGUCCAGAGAUCAGAACGGGUAUGUUUGUGAGUGGAAAGGCUACUAUCCAGCAAGGCAGCUGCGUACGACUUAGUACAGAGACAAAGUAUCAGGAUUGUGGCACAGCUGAGGUUUUCUACAUUGACCAUCAGGGUAUCUUUAAGGACUUAGCAGCUAUGCCGGCAAAGAGUAUCUUUAUCGAUGAUGGGAAGCUAGAGCUAGUAAUUGAGUCAAUUAAUGCGGAGCAACAGGAAAUUGUAACUCGGGCGGCUAAUAGUUAUGAGAUAUCGUCACGUAAAGGAGUGAACAUUCCUGGGACUGAUAUUUCCUUGCCUAACCUGACUGACAAAGACCGACAGGACAUUCAGUUUGGGAUUGAUAAUGGCGCUGAUUUUAUCUUUGCCUCGUUUGUACGGACGAAGGAAUGUUUGGCUGAGAUUCGAGCACUGGCUAAUUCCGAUCAAAUCAAAAUUAUCGCCAAAAUAGAAAGUGAAGAAGGAAUUAAGAACUUAAAGGAGAUAGUCGAGGCUUCCGAUGGGAUUAUGAUUGCACGAGGUGAUCUAGGGAUAGAAGUGCCGUACAGCCGGCUUUUUGCCCUUCAGUGCAGUAUUUCCCAGCUCUGUCGGGAGUUAAACAAACCGUUCAUUGUAGCCACACAAAUGCUAGAAAGCACGACUCAAUCCCUUCGGCCAACUCGAGCGGAAAUCACCGAUGUUGGCUUUGCUACGGCUACAGGAGCAGCAUGUGUUAUGCUUAGUGGUGAAACAGCAGCCGGGAUUUGCCCGCCUAAUAGUGUCAAGAUCAUGAAAAACAUCCUAGUGGCCACUGCUGAAGAUCUCUUAAAGACCAACUCGACCAGUCCAAUCUUUCCCAUUCCAAAUAGUCAACCCGAAAUCACUAUGGUUAGUUCCAAUAAUCUUAAAUUCCUUCGGCACACCCAAUUGUUCUACGCUCAAGUUCCAGUCUACUCAUCUAAAGAAAGUCCGACAGCUACUCCCACUGUUCCACAGGGAUAUGCCCAACAACUUAAGCAAGACUCUGCUAACAAACCCCAGCUUUAG